This is a messenger RNA of Symbiodinium pilosum, 2016 nucleotides long. NCBI's taxonomy places the organism in Eukaryota, Dinophyceae, Suessiales, Symbiodiniaceae. The record is from the annotation of a GenBank genome assembly.
AUGCAGCGCCUCCUCUUUUUGGUGGCAGCAUCUGCUGCUCUGGCGUCAGAUGUGACUCCUGUCCAGAAGGUCAUCCAAAUGCUGGAGGACAUGAAAGAGAAGGGCAAAAAAGAGAUGGAGGCAGAACAGGUCCAGUUCGGCAAGUUCGAUCAAUUCUGCGAGAUGACACUAGCAGACAAGGGCCGCUCAAUCAGCGACGCGGCAGAUGAGAUCGAGAAGCUCGAGGCGGACAUCCAGCAGGCAAUCUCUGAAGCGGAGCGACUGACUAAUGAGAUCGCUGCUCACGGGAGCGACAUCGAGUCUGCUACCACUGAGAAGACCGAGGCCACCGCCCUCCGUGAGAAGGAGCGUGGUGAGUUCCAGGCCACGCUGCAGGAUUACACUGAGUCGAUUGAUGCCAUUGGCCGGGCGUUGAAAGCCUUGAAGGAAGAGGACAAGAAGACUUCCUUUGUGCAGCUGACAGCUGCCAAGAGCUUGAAGCUGAUGCCCAGCGAUGCCGUCGACAGCAUUGAUGCCUACUUGAAUGCCAACAAGCCUGACAAGCCGAGCUUGAUCAUGGAAGGAUCUGCGGCUGCCAAGCCCGAACCAAAGACCUACGAGUUUCAGUCUGGAGCUGCGAUCACCAUGCUGGAGACCCUGGCCGACAAAUUUGUCGAAGAGCGCAACAAGCUUGAACAGGAGGAGCAGGCGAAGCGCCACGCAUUCGAACUGCUGGCGCAGCAGCUGACAGCCCAGUUGGCACAGUCCAAGAAGGAGAAGAAGGAGAAAGAGCAGUUCAAGGCCAAGAAGCUGCAGAGCAAAGCCUCCUUCGAGGGUGACCUUGCAGAGACAAAGGCUGACAAGGAGGCCGAUGAGAAGUACUCUGCAGAUUUGAAGGCAACAUGCCAGAAGAAGUCUGCAGCCUUUGAGGAACGUCAGAAGACACGGAAGGAGGAGAUCGAGGCUGUCAGUAAGGCUCAAGAGAUCAUUGCCAGCGGCUCUGUGUCUGGCAAGGCGGAGAAGCACCUGCCCAGCCUUCUGCAGAGUGCAGGAACCGGCGCCGCGCUUGCCUUCCUCAGGUCGGAGAGCCACUCGCCAAAGCAAGAUCAGGUUGCACGAUUCUUGCAGCAGCAAGCCACUUCCCUGAACAGUCGCGUGCUGUCGGCCCUGGCAGUGCGUGUGGGUGCUGAUCCGCUUGGCAAGGUGAAAAAGAUGAUCGAGGCUCUCAUCACCAAAAUGAAUGACCAGGCAAAGGAGGAUGCUACAAAGAACACCUGGUGCGUCACAGAGCUGGCCACCAACAAGGCCACACGGGAGGAGAAGACGGACACAUCUGAGUCCUUGCAGUCGGAAAUCGACACCUUGAAGGCCUCCAUUGCCAAGCUUACAGAUGAAAGCAACACCCUCACCAAAGAAAUCUCUGAGCUGGACUCCGCCAUGGCCAGCGCAACAGACCUGCGCAACAAGGAGGCAGAGAAGAACAAGGUUGCCAUUGCAGAUGCCAAGGAAGCGCAAGCAGCUGUGGCCCAGGCCCUGACGGUUCUCAAGGAGUUCUAUGCCAAGGCUGCUGGAGCAACUUCGUUGGUCCAAACUAGCUCUGCCAGCUUGCAUGGUCAACCCGAGAUCUUCGGCGAUGAGGCCUACACCGGCAUGGGCGGCGAGAGCGGUGGCGUUCUGGGCAUGAUGGAGGUCAUCGAGAGCGACUUCGCCCGUCUGGAGGCAGAGACCACCGCUGCCGAGGAGGCCGGGAAGAAGGAGUAUGAUGAAUUCAUGGAUGACUCCAAGGCGGAUAAGGCGGCCAAGGACAUCUCCUUGAAGCAGAAGACGACCAAGAAGAACACUCAGGCGCAGGAGCUAAGCACGCGUGAGAAUGACUUGGAGGGAACCCAGAAGGAGCUGGAGGCUGCAAACGCCUACUUAGAGAAGCUGAGGCCGGAGUGCAUUGACACCGGUGUGGCCUACGCUGAGCGCAAGGCCCAGCGUGAGCAGGAGAUGAAGGACCUCCGCGAGGCAUUGGACAUGCUCAAGAACCUCUGA